Oldenlandia corymbosa var. corymbosa is the source of this 2169-nucleotide messenger RNA. NCBI's taxonomy places the organism in Eukaryota, Viridiplantae, Streptophyta, Magnoliopsida, Gentianales, Rubiaceae. The record is from the annotation of a GenBank genome assembly.
AUGAAAGGAGCAAAAAUAGCCAACGGCUCCAUAGUCGGAGAUGAUCUUGAAAAUGGCAGUAGUUCAGAUAGCGACAAUGAUGUCGACCAGUCUGUUGAAAACGUCGAGCCGCCGGCACCGGCCCUGGACAGAAUUCUGAGCUUCACCCGAGUAUACAAAACUCCUGUUAGCAAACCUAUGGAAUAUCCGAGGGGGCAGACUUUGUUGUUGGCAUUCCAAUCCCUGGGAGUUGUAUACGGAGACCUUGCCACAUCUCCGGUCAACGUUUUCUCGGCAACUAACUUGACAAACCUCACUCAGCUAGAAUUAUUGGGUACCCUGAGCCUAAUAUUCUGGACCCUAACAAUAAUCGUGUUGAUUAAAUACGUGUUCAUCGUCAUACACGCCAAUGAUCACGGCGAAGGCGGCACAUUUGCUCUGUAUUCCUAUCUCUGUCAGCAUUUAAAUUUCCAAUGGAGCAAAUUUGUAGUUCAUCAAAACACAAGGUUAAGCUCUGAUGACAGCAUGAGAUAUUAUAGCCGUCCAAGUACUAGUAGUCCUCUAAACAGCAAAACCAAGAAAUUCCUUGAGACCAACUCCAAACUCCAAAACUUUCUGAUCUUUGUUGUUUUGCUUGGAACUUGCAUGGUUAUUGGGGAUGGAGCACUUACUCCAGCUACUUGUGAUCAUGUGGUAGUUAUGUCUGUUUUUCUUCUAAUAAUGCUCUUCCUUUUCCAACGAUGUGGAACGAGCAAAGUCAGCUUCACUUUCUCCCCAAUUAUGCUCCUCUGGCUCCUCACAAAUGCUUUCAUCGGAAUCUACAACAUCGUCAAGCAUCAACCUAUGGUGCUCAAAGCUGUAUCCCCUCACUAUAUUGUUUUAUUCGUCUCCAAAAGACCGAAAACUACAUGGGAUCUCCUUGGUGCUGUUUUCUUAAGCAUAACUGGAGCCGAGGCCAUGUUUGCUGACUUGGGUCACUUCAACAAGAAAGCAAUCCAGUGGGGUUUUACGUUCAUGGUGUAUCCGGCGUUGAUCUUAUCAUAUGCGGGCGAAACAGCUUACUUGAUCAAGCACCCUGAGAAGAUCAACAAUGCGUACUACAGUUCCAUCCCGCGUCCUGUCUAUUGGCCUAUGUUCAUUAUCUCUACCUUAGCUGCCAUAGUUGCUAGCCAGUCCAUGAUAUCUGCCAGCUUUUCUAUAGUGAAACAGUCACUAGCUCUGGGCUGUUUUCCUAGAGUAAGAAUGAUUCAUACUUCUUCCAAGUUUGGAGGCCAAGUAUACUCCCCAGAAAUCAACUACAUCCUCAUGAUUCUAUGUGUUGGACUCGUCGUCGGAUUUAAGGGGGGAGUGGCGUUAGCAAAUGCUUAUGGUGUGGUGGUCAUUUGGGUCAUGAUCAUAACAACGGUUCUGACUGCACUAGUAAUGUUGGUCACAUGGAAUGCGAAUGUUUUCCUUGUACUGUGUUUUUUUGUGCCUUACAUAUUGAUAGAAAGCAUAUUCAUGACGUCGCUACUUAACAAGAUUCCACAAGGAGGUUGGGUGCCGUUUGCUAUCUCGGCUAUCCUCUUAACAGUCAUGUUGACUUGGACCUAUGGAAGGAGUAAGAAGAGCUUGUAUGAGGCAGAAAUGAAGAUGAGCUUAACUGAACUAAACCAAAUGCUAUCGAGCAAUAAUGUUUAUCGGACGCCAGGGAUUUGUUUCUUUUUCACUGACCUAGUGAAUGGGAUCCCACCAAUCAUUCGACGAUACAUUCACCAUACAAACUUAGUUCGUGAAAUAAUGGUGAUUGUUACCAUCAGAACUCUUCCCAUCAAAACGACCUUGCCAGAAGAAAGAUUCAAUGUUGGGAGGUUGGGAAUCGAAGGGGUUUAUAGAUGUAUGGUACAGCUAGGAUACAAAGAUUCCAUAGACAUGGAUGAAGGUGAUUAUAUUGCUUCAAUUCUGGACAAACUACUAGACAGUGCUGAAAAUGCUUACGAGCAACGGAAGAUUGAUUCAGCAGCACAAGAAGAAACUGUUUUCGUGAUUGGGAGGACCCUACUUAGGGCAAAUCAGACUAACGGGUGGGUUACCCGUCUGGCUAUAGAUUAUUUAUACAGAUUCCUGCAGAAGAACAGCCGUUCAUCCGUUUCAGCACUCCAGGUGCCCCCGGAGAAGACACUGCAGGUGGGAAUGUUAUAUGAAGUGUAA